This is a messenger RNA of Rhizoctonia solani, 1896 nucleotides long. RefSeq names its product RGS domain-containing protein. The transcript has 6 exons. NCBI's taxonomy places the organism in Eukaryota, Fungi, Basidiomycota, Agaricomycetes, Cantharellales, Ceratobasidiaceae. The coding region runs from base 1 to 1896 and encodes 631 amino acids. The record is from RefSeq and is a predicted model, not a curated record.
AUGCUCAUUGCUCGCAAACGACAACAGCGAAGGCGUACCCGAGCUCAGAGGCCGCCUCCACAUUGGUUUUCUAUCGGCUCGUUUAGGUCGCUUGGGUCACGUCUGUGGAAUCCGCCGCCUGCCUCAGAAGAGGAACGUUACUCUUGGUUUAUUACACCCAAAUAUCGCAUAUCACUCGAAGACGUUAUCGCCGAUAAACAUCCUUCUCCCCUCUCACGACAAGACUUCGAGGACUACUUGCACCAUGUCGAAGGUUUGGCGUCAAACCUAUACUUCCACGAAUGGGUCCACAACUAUCGCGAGCGAUACCGUGAAUGGGCUAAAUCAGUUCUCCCCUCUGUGACAGUUGGCCUCCCCAGUUCCUCCAAGUAUCUUUACCACUCCAGAGAACUUUGGGAGCGCCUAAAGGAUUGCCAAGAUCGCCAACUGAAGGAUGAAUUCUCGUCUGCCAAAUCCACAUUUUUCCAGCCUGGUGCUCCGAUGAGGUUGAACAUCGAUGCGAGCCUUCGGGACCGAGUGCUACUCAUCCCCAACCUACCUCCCUCACAGCAACUCACUGAUAGAUUGCCUUCGUACCCUAAUCAACCGGAGCCCAGUAUCUUUGACCCCAUUUUAGAACAAGUCAACCAAACCCUUGAGGCUGCAUUUGCCCGUUUCCUCCGACUUGCGUUUUGCAAUGCAGGUCUGAUUCAUUGCAUCUUGGGCCAUCUCCUUGGCUUGAGUAUCCUUGCUGCAGGUCUUGCAUUAUGGUGCUUGGGUAUCAUAUCCCACCAAAGGGGACAUAUUGCUGGAGGGCUGCCAUUGAUAUGGAUAGGGGUAUGGUUCUUGUUGGUUACUUCGAGUGAUCUGCCUUGGGGUCUACACAACCGGCUACGCGCGACAACUUUUCCCUUGGGAGAUAGCAAGGCUCUUCCCGCGGGUGCUGUUGCUCCACCCAUAUUCUCUAUUGCACCCGCACCCAAUGACACAUCGACCCUUUCGUCCUAUUCGUUCGGCCGAAAACCAUCCGGUGCAUCUCACGGGCCUCCCCUUGCGACUCCGCCCUUACCAUCUCCUCAACCGACAUAUCAGUCCCAGAUACAUGGAAAAAGAAGAUGGAGCGAAGGUGUACUGAGGAUCUGGGGGCAACAUAAAAAAGAAUUCACCAUCAAGUCAGCGGAUCAGAAGAUGCUUGAUCGAAGGGCCGCGGUUGAACUUUUGCCUCCAGCAAGAAGAACAAAGAAUUUGCCACGCGCAUCUCUCGUACUCGAUGUCGAACAGGCAAACGAGUUGGCAGCAUCCCUUCUACCUAUAUCAGUGACCCAAACACCCAGAGCUACAUUCGAGUUGACUUACGCACGACGGAACGCCGCGUUAGACCUUACUUCCGAGCUGCAGGCAGCCGGAUUUGGUCCAGAGGGAAGACCUGAUAGCCCUUUUACCGAAGAAAACGACUUCGGGAUUGUCGUAUCCGAUGCUUACCACGAAGAUACCCCGGAUGACCGAUUCCAUCGUCCGUCCCCUUGGACGAUUCCCCCGACGCUAGUCUCAAAUGGAGAUUACUCAACAUUGCAACAAGACUGGAAGCCCAGUGCGCCUGAAUCACUCGACCGUCUUGCUCCCUUGAUUCAACUGCCCGAUCAAGCCGCCCCGAGACGGCGAACCAUGCCUGAUGUCUAUACACCCAUCGCCGAAACAUUGACGAUUGAUUACCCGAGCUGGAGUCGGAGGGGCAGUAAAUCGUCUGAUCUUGAAGCUGGAGGCGAGCUGUAUCGACCCUGGCCGCGAACGCUGCUUGGGCCAAUGACCCUUGUACAUUCUCCCUUGGUUCGACGUGCGCAGUGGGUGAUAAUUUGGAGGACGGCAGCUAUUUCGCUUGUGGUAACCUUUGGCAUGACAUUGGGAUUAAUUCGUUAG